AUGGAAAAUUUUGAGAGAAUUCCUAGCAAUAUGAAUACUACUACUAAUACUACUAUUACUACUGCUACUGCUACUCCUACUACUACUACUACUAAUACUACUACUACUACUACUACUACCACUACUAAUACUACUACCACUACUACUACUAAUAAUAAUAAUGAGCCAAAAUUUAAAACUCUUACACCUUUAGGCAUUUACCAGAAGAAAAGAGGUAAGUAG
Messenger RNA from Schistosoma mattheei, 222 nucleotides. The record is from the annotation of a GenBank genome assembly. Lineage: Eukaryota; Metazoa; Platyhelminthes; Trematoda; Strigeidida; Schistosomatidae.